ACAAAACGUGUGCGUCUGCGUGGUGGUACAGAAGAACCGUGAUUGGUCGAAAUACCAUAUUAUGCAUGCCGGGUAUGACGUAGCUAGUGGGGCGAACUGUACCACGUGACCAGUUGGCCGCCAUGAUAGAUUGUCGUAAUGCGGGAGAGUAUCAUGGUUGAUUCCUGAACCGAAUGGCGGAUCGGUGUACGGAGCUGUAAAAUCACCUACACACUCACAUCACUGACUUGAAAAAUGGAUGCUGCCAAAGAUGAGACAAAGGUUGAAAAUCCUGUCCAGAAUGGGGACGUGGAAAACUGCGAUCCUGUCCAGGUCAAGAAAGGUGUGAAGACGGCAGGUGAUGACGUGAUCACUGGCAACUCCCAGGAAGGUGACAUGGAAGUGGUAGGCAGUGCUGCCAAAUCUGAAGCUAAAAAACUGGAGAAGGCUGAUAGUGAGAACGUCAAUGACACUGAGAAGACUGGCGUCAGUGGCGACCAAAAGAUACCAGCUGCUGGAGGUGACAGUGGCUCACAAAAUGGUGCCACUGUGAUGGAUGAAAGCAAUGCUGAGAGUGGUGCUGAUGUGAAAGAUGAAGUGAAAAAGCCCGAUCCAGAUUUGGAGAUCGUGUCAGAUGGCGACAGUGGGAAGAAAGCCGAUACAGAAGGGGAUAAAGUGGAAGUUAUUGCUGAAGAUGGAGAUAUAACUGAUAAAGGAGGGGAGGCCAAGGGAGAUAACAAAGCUGAACCUGUGAAAGAGAAAUCAGAUGCUGUUAAGGGUGAAGAAGAAAAGAAAGGCGACAGUAAAGAUUCUGGUAAAGGGACCACUGCAGAAGCUACUGAAAAAGCUGGAACAGAAGCUUCUCCCCCUAAGAAUCUACGAAAAAGGAAAUCUGUUUCCAAUGGUUACAAAGAAGCUGAAACAUCUGAUGAUGAUGAUUACAAAGACAUGAUCGUUGAAAAGAAGUCUAAGAAGGAAGAGCCACCUAAGGUGGCCACUGAGAGGUCCGUAAGUGUUCCCGCAGCUGCUCUCAAACCUGCCUCUCAGGUAGUGCCCCUUGCUUACAAUGUCGGCCAGCCCCUGUCCCUCCUUGGAGCCAGUAUACUACCCAAUCAGCAGACAACUGUUCGGAUGGUGAUCCCCUCUGUACAAAAUGCCAUCCUUACACAAAGUGGUGGAUCAGUUAUCCUGUCCCAGCCACAAACAUCCUUUCAGGGUCUGACUCUAAACUCAGCAGGGGUGGUGCUAUACCCACAGCUACAGGCCGGGUCUGCGUCUGCUGUCAUGUCCACCAUGCUCACCACUGCAGCACAGAAAGGCAGCAUUAAAACCACCCCAGGGAUAUCCAUUGUUGGGGUCACAAAUUCUAAGAAGUCAGGCGCUGUGACGUCAGUGACUUCUUCCAAACAGUUGAGCAAGGUCGAUAAGGUUGAUCUUCGUCCGCCCAGUAAUAGCUUCGAGAUGAUUGAGCUUGUCAAGUGGGAACUGAAACAAGGUAUCUAUCACAGACCCAAGAACUUUAAGCUGAAAGCUGAUUCCGAGCUAGGCUCUGUUGCAAAGUUUCUACGAGAUUUUGGACAAGAUCUUGUGAAGGAGUCAGUUUACAGUGACUUGGUAAGAAUUCAGAAUAGAAGGAGCAACCAAGGUAAGCUGACUGACAAAGAGAAGCAAGAUUUCCAUAAAUUGAAAUCAGUUCAUGUAGAACUUAGAGAAAAGGUUGGACCUGUGAAACUAUCUUUGUCAAAGAAGUGCAAGUGUGGAUUUCAGACAGAAUCUGAAAAUGUGAUGUUCUGGCACAAGCAACAUCCACACAUGACAGAGAACGACUUACGCUGUGCUUGGUGUGAUUUUGAAACCCGCAACAGCUCGGCCUUCACCUUCCACAUGGAGGCUGAACAUAGUACGAAGGCUCGAUUCGUAGAGAAACCACCUUUCUGGGAGUGCAAUCUCUGUCCAUAUGAAAACAACUUGCGAAACAAGCUUACACAACACAAGUUUAGAUGUAUCAAGACUUUCAAACUGAAUUUGAAUCUCCACCCUUCAUGGAUGCCUGGCCCUGAGAUUAAUUAUUGCCUGGAGAAAACAUUCUACAAGAACCCAAUGCUGAUGAACAUGAACCGCCUACAGCAGCAGCAACAGCAGCAACAACAGCAGCAGCAGCAACAGAGAGCUGUCACACCAAUCAUGCCAAAGGGUCAGGUGAUACAAAGCGGCAACCAAGUGGUUAAGACCAUUCCAUACGGUCAGAUGAACAAGGGUCCCAUGGUCAACACUCAGGCCUUCAAGAAUCCAGCUCUGCUGGCCAAACUUGGACAAGGACAGUCUCGGACAGCGUUCCAGGCUCGAGGAACGGGCGCUCCAAAUGUGAACUUGUUCAGGGGUCAAAAUGCCCAGCAAUUUGCAGUGAAAGGUAAAACGAAUGUAACAUACAUCAGACCCCCAAACACCAAUGUUUCUACCAAGAUUAACAACAUCAUCAGCAUGAAUACCCAUGUCCUGGACAAGGGUUCUUCUGCAUCCAAACCAAACUCUGGCUUUGAAGUUUGUGAGAUCUGCGGUGGCUAUGUGAAGGAUCGGACGGCUUUGAGAAUCCACUUCUUCUAUGCUCACCGGAUUGACAUGCCACAUGGUGUGUUUGACCGUGUCCACCCCCCACUGUAUUGUGCCACAUGCUUCGCCCGUUUCUGGACAGCACAAGGUCUGCAAAAACAUCUGGAUGUCCACAAAGAAGAUUCGUCUGGAGGGGUUGCUGGCAAAUGCAUCGUCUGUCUGCAUAGAGUACCCAACAUACUAAUGCAUAUGAAGAUUGUGCACAAUAAAGCCUUUGUGAACUUCCUAAGAGAGUGCAAAUGUAUUUUCUGUGGGACCAAAUGCAGCAACAAGAGUGUUGUGGAGAGCCAUAUGGCAGCAGUGCAUGGGGUCGUAGUCAAGUCUGGCUCGCAGCCUGAUGCAUCGGCCCAUACCCCACCACAAGCAAAGCCAAGGCCUACCAACCCCAAGACGACUCCAAAGAGUGGCAAGAAUGAUAACCAGCUGGUCAAAGGAAGUGUAUGUGUGCUGUGUAAUCUCAACUUUGGCCGCAAUGUUGACUUGACCCGGCACUGCAUGCGAGUCCACCACACCUGUAUGAAGUGUGGCAUGGUCGUAGCAGACAAAGAGUCUCUGCUGCGGCACACAUGCCUGGAGUCUCCAUCUGGCCUGCGAAACUGCGAGAUUUGCAAAGAGAAGGGUUUCCAUCCGGCCUACCAUGUUAAACACAUUCGAGAUAAGCAUCUUCGCAAGCUGUCCAUCAAGUUAAAAAGGUUAGAUCCAAAGAUAACAGCAAAGUUUAUCAAGAACCCCAUCGUUGCCAAACCGCAAAAGAUGACCGCAGAAACCAUUGAACUGUCUGAUGAUGACGAGCCUGCGACCAAGAGGAUGAAGACAGACAAAGGGGAGAAGGCUACAGCUGUGUCAACUGUUAGGACAAAGAAAUACAAAAGUGCUGCCAGGAAAGCAGUACAGGUUCAGGAAGUUGUGAUGCUUAGUGAUGAUGAUGAGAAGGAGGAAAAUGCAGAUAAGAAAAGGGAGUCUGCAGGUAACAAAGUUGAUAUAGGUGAAGGUAAGAAAAGCCCAAACAUGAACAGUUCCAGUGAGAGUAAAAUCACAUCUGAAGUAGAUAAAAAAUCGUCAACAGAAAAGGUGAAAAGUGAAUCUGCAUCUGACAAGAAGGAAAGUAAAUCGCCAGAGAAAGGGGAAAGUACUGUGACAUCUGACGUUAAAACAGAAGCAAGCAAAAGUGACGACAAGGAAAGUGCGAGUACAAGCAAGGACAAGGAAAGUGAUAAGGGAAAAGGGGAGGAGAGUAAGGACUGAUGUCCAUGAGCAAGGCUCACCAAGACAAUGAGACCAGUGUACAAACGUACACAUAUUUAAAACUACCAAGUUUUGUGUUGGUGGUAAUGUGACGGUUCGUGUAUUCUUGAAAUGGAGAAAAAUCAAAUGUUUUUGAACUGGUCAAACAAUUGUACCUUUGCAGACAGACAAACGCAUUUACCUCUGUCUGUUUAGCAUCCUGUUACUUGUUUUUUCAACAUUACAUGUACUUAUUUGUUUGAAUGUGGGAUCAAGAAUGCCAUACAGAUUAUUACUUGCGAUUUGAUUAAACUGCUGCCUUAUGACGACAACAUGGAAGAUCUGCAUAAUACAAUAUUGGAAAGAAGUAAUGUUUUGGUAGAUUGAAACUGUUUCAACACUUUUUAGAUAUUUUUUUCCUGAUUACCCAUUCUAUAGGAAUAUAUGAUGUAUGUCAUUACCAGGAUGGAUGGAAACUACUUCAAUUUGCUAAUGUUUGUUUGUGAUGAAUUUCGAAACUUUUGUGAUGAGCAGACGUAAUUCAUACAUUUGAUCCAGACAUGUUUAGGGUGUGGUGGGAAAAUGAGCUUUUUUCUUUGAGAUUUCAAAUGGACAUAAGGCAAUAUGUUUCCAUGUCUUUAAGGGGCAGUUUUAGAAGUCAAAUAAUGAUAACACAAAUCAGGAACACAUCUGAUGUCAACUUGUGCAGGGAAAGCAUGAACCACUUGCCCACAGGAAUCUGCCCAGCAUCCUUUGGGCAAGUACAGUAUUUGUACCGAGUUGUUCCCCUCCGUGGUUGGUUGUUGGUUGGACACAAUGAGCAGGCAGGAAAGUCUUUGGUUUCACUGAAGUAAAUGUUUACUGCCUUGGGACACUGUGGACUUUCCUCCCAUGUUUAGCUGACGUGGCAGGUUCUACUGGGUACUGUAUAACACCAACACUCACACUUAUAUUCAAGGAAGUAACCAGAAGCUUGAGUUUUUUUUUUUUUUUGCCAUUUAAGAAGAAACUAGAGAGGUGUUCUUGUUGUGUCUUGCAUGUUUGUGCUUGAUUUACAAUAUGAGAAUGCCCCUACAUUUUUUAAAUGUGGUUCAUAUAUCAACAUGUAAAACGUUUGUCAUCCAUGUGUACAAAUCAGGGAAAAUAUGAGGCACUUGACAAAAGAAAACUGUCAGAUUAGUUCAUUAUUGAAUCAAUGAAAUAUUUAUUUUGGCAAGUGCUGAAAAAGAGGUUUUUUUAAAUAUUUAAAACUGGCUUCCACAGGAGAUAUUUUAUAGCUACAGUGGGGUUGCGUCACAAUGCUUUGUGGUCCAUUGUCAAGAGCAAAUAACAUGACUUAUCACCUUGACACUAAAGCUGGUUAGCUGUACUGCUUGCACUUGAGACACUGGUUAUUGUUUACAAACUGAAAAAGUUGGAAGGAUGGUUUUUGGACAAUAAAUGGAAUUUCACCUUUGUCUCAUCAUAAGUUUAAAACUCCUUGGCAGGCCUCCGAGUUUUAAACUUAUCUUGAUGAUUGUUGAGAUAUUUGAUAUCAAAAGACACUAGUGAGAUUCUUGAGUACCCUUGGCUUGUGGAAACAGCUACAACAGCACUUGAAAACACCAGCUACAAAUAGUUCUGUUUUAUUGAACUGGCAUCAGAUUUUGUUCUUGAAUGCACAGUAUAAAACUUGACACUUCUGUAUCAUUAUGUGUUUCCUUGUUGCCAUCAGUAUAUCAUGUUCUGUAAUAUAAGGGGUGUCACAGCAAGCACACACAUGUACCACGCAAUGCCAUUCUAUUUUCCAUGCAAUAUGAUGUAUCAUACUUACCUGGUUAAAUACACAUUGUAAUAAUUACCUCAUGGUACAAUAUGCAUCAGCAUUCUUAACAAGCAAUUACAUGUGUAUCAUGAUAUUUUUCACCAUGGCGUUAUUGUCUAAACUUCAAUAUUAGAUGUUUCGAUUUCAGACAGUUCUUCUAUAAAUGUUGAUAUUGAACCAGACCUUACAAAAUUACAAUAACUGACUAAACAUUGAAAGUAACUUGUGCACAGCAACUUCGCAAGGCAAGCAAGUUACCUAACUGUAAUAGUCCAGUUUCCACUCUUGCCAAACUGGGCUGGAAUUUCUGGGCUUGAUCGUAGCGCCACCAGUGGCUAUUACAAGUUAUCCCCCUUCUAUGUCCCUCCUUUUGACCAAUCAGAUUCCAACUCUCAUCAUAUCAUUUGUAUUUGCUUCAAUUCGUUUUUGUAAUAUUAAGGGUCUUUCUUCGUGAAGUCAAUCCAAUCAUGUGAACACCUUGAAUAGAAACAUGAGAAGAUUUGGAAAAUAUCUGUUGACACCGAGUUGGCAGUACACAUACUUUGCAAAUCCUGUAAAUGACCAAAAUCUGCACGGCAAUUACAAACCGGAUGUCGAUAACAUAGCACAAUUCUGAUAGGGCUAUGCAUUCAUGCAUUCAUUCAUUAGUCGAGCCGAAAUGAAACUCCAUAAAUGCAGCCUAGUUUGGCAAGGGUGGAAAUUUGACUUUUACAGUUAACUCCCUUGCCUCGGGAAGAUGUGUGCACAGGUGCAGUUUUACUCUUUUCUUUCUCUAACCCUUGUAUAACUGCCACUGUGGUAGCCUUGAAUUGUUAUGUUUCUUACCUUCAAUGUGUGUGUUGAACUGGAGCCAAAAUAAUGCAUAUACAGGUCUAUAGUCCUUGCCCAACUGCCCAAUAGUUAUUGUUAAGGAAUCAUAAGGACUAGAAGAAAUUUGCCAUUUUUAGGGUUUUGCUAUAUGUUGUAAGAAGAACUAGCUGAUAUAUACUCUUGGUAACUACAAUAAAUUGUGACACCCCUUUUGCUUUCUGAUUGACCUUCAGCAACCCAUGCUUGCCGUAAAAGGUGACUAUGUUUGUCGUAAGAGGCGACUGAUAGGAUCGGGUGGUCGGGCUCGCUGACUUGGUUGAUGCAUGACAUCGAUGCUCAUGCCAAUCACUGGAUUGUCGGGUCCAGACUCGAUUUUUUACAGACUGCCGUCAUAUAGCUAUAUAUUGCUGAGUGGGGCGUUAAACAACAAACCAAAAAUCUGAUUGACAAAGCGUGACGACUGAUCAUUUUCAGGAUUAAUACCCUGUUAGGUGGUGUUGGAUUUUGCCUGUUUGGGUAUGUGGAUGACAGAUAUUUAUGAUUAGUUAAAGCUUAAUUAUGCAAAUGAAGACAGGAACACCAUUCUUAAAGUAGCUGGAUUUCCUGCCACGUAUGCAUCGGGAACUGUAACUACAGACAUGUUUGUAUGUAUAUAUACCAUGUACAGGUGUUCAUGAUCAGAUAUGUAAAUAAGAUUAAUAUGUAACAUAAAUAUAUCUGAAACCUUGAUCACAAAAUGUGAUUUCUAUCAUAAACCAAAUGUUGGACUGUCAUCAGUUCCAUUCACAAUCACAAUCACAAUGCUCUAUUGGUUUGUCCAGAGGACUAAAAAUGAAAACUUUUAUUUUGUCCCAUUUAUUUUUAAAGUACAUCAGAUUGAAUAAUGGGCUAUAUAAUGGCUACAUUCUCAGUCUAUCACAACACGUGGCUGUUAAGGCCGUGGAUACCGUCAGCUUGGGGGCCAGGGUGGUGUUUCCCUAGUGACAUGCUAUUCUGCAGUGAAGGAGAGCAGCGCUCUGGUUUAUUGAAUAUCUUCGGGUCAGAACUAUGCAUUGUUUGAAAAGUAUCCAUCAUGUAAAAGUAGCUAUGGUUAAUAAGUUGAAAUGAGAGAAAUUGAAACUAGAUAUUCUUGUCUCUCAUUAUGUUUAACCUGGAGAAGUACAGGAUGUUGUUGUCUUCGGACAGACAUUUCUUUCUGAAUCCAUACCUUGAGUCAUGGAAGUUGUUGCAUCUGUGUCAUUGAACACAUAUAUUUUAGAUAUUUAUUCCAACUUAUUACAAGUGUAUACAAGUAGGGUAGAAAUUGUACUUGGUCAUCCGUCAUUUGUUCCUAGGACUAGACUUUUAAGAUGUUUUCAUUGUCGAUUCUUGUGUCAUAAUUUAUGUAAUCUUGUCAAUUUAUUUGUACAACUAUUUUGAACAGGAUGCCUCCAAGAGGAAUGUUAAAGAUCCUAGUCAAUUGAAUAAAUUGCAAUGUUGACUUAAAAUUACAUUCCUUGUUCAUCAAAUGACAUUUGCUUUGGGAAUUUGUAACAAUGUGAAGUUUGAACAGUUGUUAAGAAGUUGAUGAUCGUGAAAUGAAAAUAGAAAAACCUUAA
Molecule: messenger RNA, 8025 nt
Organism: Haliotis rufescens (red abalone)
Lineage: Eukaryota; Metazoa; Mollusca; Gastropoda; Lepetellida; Haliotidae
Exons: 2
Coding region: 235-3834 (1199 amino acids)
Biological process (GO): regulation of gene expression
Cellular component (GO): nucleus
Source: RefSeq, a predicted model, not a curated record